GCCAUUCUAUAAAGCUACUACAAAAUUUGGGUACAUGUUUCUAAAAUGAAAUGUGUUUUUAUUUCUCUUGGACAAACAUCUAGGUGUUGUAUUGCCAGAUCAUAUGGUAAGACUGGUAUCUGAAACUCAAGAAUGGUGGUCUUAGGGUAUCUUUCUUUACCCAUCAGGCUUCUAUCUAAUGCUAGAAUCAGUCCCAACAGUUAUGAAAUCAUGACUUCAUAGUGAACACUGUGCCAGGUAACAGGAGUACACAAGAGAAACUUGCUAUCUAUAGGUAGACAUUUUAAGGCCUUAAGGCCCAAUAGUGGCCACCUGUAGCCAGAAAAAAACACCAAAAGAAUUCACAACUUAAGUUCCGAUCUUGAUUCUACUUUGAGAGUGUAAAAGGUUUUUUUUUUAAGACUACAAUAAAUAAGCAUCUUCGAAAACGUGAACACGUGAUACUAUUAACCCAGCCCAAAUCCCUGUUUAGAAAUUCUUGUAUGCAAUUCAAAUAUACUUAAGACCUUCAAACACUAUAUUUAAUUGGCAGAUGUUACUUUUUAAGGAUACAAAGAGUUUUCCUUACACAACCAAUUAAUUGCUGUGGAUAUAAUCUGGGCCUUGACUGCUGGUUUUGUUCAGUAUUCGCACUUGCAGACCUCAGUAUCCGUUUAAGACCAAAAUGGCUAGAAUUACCUGCCCACCCCAGCUCCCAAACGUAACUGAAAAAAGUAGAGGAGCUCCAAGGAGUUAAGGAGGCACAGACAACGGGCACCGUGUGCCUGCAGAAUCUGACAUUUAAAUCGCCCUGCCCUUCUGGGCCAAGGCUGCCUUGGACAGGCGGGCGUGUCAGAGACAGAAUGUAGAGGAGAAAGGGCUGGGCUCUGCCAGGCAGCGCGCGACGACGCCCGAACCUUGGCCUUCACAGCAGCACUCGAGAAGCCCACUGGCUGGGCUGCUCCAACGCCCCCGCCGCCCUCCGCGAAUCCCGCAGUAGCCGCGCAGGUGUGCGCGGUGCGCGCGCGCGCAGUGCGUGCCGGGUGCGGGUCUAGCAGGCGGAGGGGCUGCUGGGCGCCUCGCGGAGGGUGGUUGGCUGGUGGGUGUCGGCCUCCCAGCCAUCCCGCCUCCUUCUUCUUGUCUCGCGCCGGCCGGGGAUGCUCGCGCGCGGCGCCCCCUUGCCUAAGAGGAGGCGAUAGACUUGGCCGGAGAAGAUGUCGGGCCAAACGCUCACGGAUCGGAUCGCCGCCGCUCAAUACAGCGUGACAGGCUCCGCUGUUGCGAGAGCGGUCUGCAAAGCCACCACUCAUGAAGUGAUGGGCCCCAAGAAAAAGCACCUGGACUAUUUGAUCCAGGCCACCAAUGAGACCAAUGUUAAUAUUCCUCAGAUGGCCGACACACUCUUUGAGCGGGCAACAAACAGUAGCUGGGUGGUUGUAUUUAAAGCUUUAGUCACAACACAUCAUCUCAUGGUGCAUGGAAAUGAGAGAUUUAUUCAGUACUUGGCCUCUAGAAAUACACUAUUUAAUCUCAGCAAUUUUUUGGACAAAAGUGGAUCCCAUGGUUAUGAUAUGUCUACCUUCAUAAGGCGCUAUAGUAGAUAUUUGAAUGAAAAGGCUUUCUCUUACAGACAGAUGGCAUUUGAUUUUGCCAGAGUGAAGAAGGGGGCCGAUGGUGUAAUGAGGACAAUGGCUCCUGAAAAGCUACUAAAGAGUAUGCCAAUACUGCAGGGACAAAUUGAUGCACUGCUUGAAUUUGAUGUGCAUCCAAAUGAGCUAACAAAUGGUGUCAUAAAUGCUGCAUUUAUGCUUCUUUUCAAAGAUCUUAUUAAACUUUUUGCUUGCUACAAUGAUGGCGUUAUUAACUUACUUGAAAAGUUUUUUGAAAUGAAGAAAGGACAAUGUAAAGAUGCCCUAGAAAUUUACAAACGAUUUCUAACUAGAAUGACGCGAGUAUCUGAAUUUCUCAAGGUUGCAGAGCAAGUUGGCAUUGAUAAAGGUGACAUUCCUGACCUCACACAGGCUCCCAGCAGUCUUAUGGAGACCCUUGAACAGCAUCUAAAUACAUUAGAAGGAAAGAAACCCGGAAACAAAUCUGGUGCUCCCUCUCCAUUAAGUAAGUCUUCUCCAGCCACAACCGUUACGUCUCCCAAUUCUACACCAGCUAAAACGAUCGAUACAUCCCCACCAGUUGAUUUAUUUGCAACUGCAUCUGCGGCUGUCCCCGUCAGCACUUCUAAACCAUCUAGUGAUCUUCUGGACCUCCAGCCAGACUUUUCUUCCGGAGGGGCAGCAGCAGCCACGGCACCAGCACCAGCACCACCUUCUGGAGGAGCCACUGCGUGGGGAGACCUUUUGGGAGAGGAUUCUCUGGCUGCAAUUUCCUCUGUUCCCUCUGAAGCACAAAUUUCAGACCCAUUUGCACCAGAGCCUGCCCCUCCUACCACAACCGCUGAAAUUGCAACUGCUUCAGCCUCUGCCUCAACUACUACAACUGUCACCGCUGUCACUGCUGAUGUGGACCUCUUUGGAGAUGCCUUUGCAGCUUCUCCUGGGGAGGCCCCUGCAGCAUCCGAAGGGGCCGCCGCACCAGCUACCCCAACCCCCGUAGCGGCAGCGCUCGAUGCAUGUUCAGGAAAUGACCCCUUUGCCCCGUCCGAAGGUAGCGCAGAGGCUGCGCCCGAGCUGGACCUCUUUGCAAUGAAGCCACCUGAGACCAGUGUUCCUGUAGUUACCCCUACAGCUAGCACAGCCCCUCCGGUUCCCGCCACUGCUCCUUCUCCUGCUCCCGCUGUCACAGCUGCCGCUGCCGCCACUACCGCCUCCGCCACCGCCGCCGCCUCCGCCGCCACCACCUCCGCCGCCACCACCGCCGCUCCUCCUGCUCUAGAUAUCUUUGGUGAUUUGUUUGAGUCUCCUCCUGAAGUCGCUGCAGCGCCUAAGCCAGAUGCUGCUCCUAGCAUAGACCUGUUUGGUACAGAUGCUUUCUCCUCUCCACCACAAGGGGCCUCUCCUGUGCCUGAGAGUUCUCUCACUGCUGACCUCUUAUCCGUGGAUGCAUUUGCAGCACCGUCUCCUGCAACCACUGCCUCUCCAGCAAAGGUGGACUCUUCGGGCGUGAUAGACCUUUUUGGGGAUGCAUUUGGAAGUAGUGCUUCUGAACCCCAACCUGCACCUCAGGCUGCUUCUAGUUCAUCAGCAUCGGCAGACCUACUAGCUGGAUUUGGGGGUUCUUUUAUGGCCCCUUCUCCAUCACCGGUGACUCCAGCUCAGAAUAACCUGCUGCAGCCCAAUUUUGAAGCAGCUUUUGGAACAACGCCUUCAACUUCUAGCAGCAGCUCCUUUGAUCCAUCAGUGUUUGAUGGUCUAGGUGAUCUACUGAUGCCAACCAUGGCACCAGCCGGGCAGCCUGCACCCAUCUCAAUGGUACCCCCCAGUCCAGCCAUGGCAGCAAGCAAAGCCCUUGGGAGUGACCUUGAUUCAUCUCUUGCCAGCUUAGUAGGCAAUCUUGGAAUUUCUGGUACCACAUCGAAAAAGGGCGACCUUCAGUGGAAUGCUGGAGAGAAAAGGUUGACGGGUGGAGCCAACUGGCAGCCCAAAGUCGCCCCUGCAACCUGGUCAGCAGGUGUUCCACCAAGUGCACCUUUGCAAGGAGCUGUACCUCCUACCAGUUCAGUUCCUCCUGUUGCCGGGGCCCCAUCUGUUGGACAGCCUGGAGCAGGAUUUGGAAUGCCUCCGGCUGGGACUGGCAUGCCCAUGAUGCCUCAGCAGCCAGUGAUGUUUGCACAGCCCAUGAUGAGGCCACCCUUUGGAGCUGCAGCUGUACCUGGCACACAGCUUUCUCCAAGCCCUACACCUGCCACUCAGAGUCCCAAGAAACCUCCAGCAAAGGACCCAUUAGCGGAUCUUAACAUCAAGGAUUUCUUGUAAACAAUUUAAGCUGCAAUUUUUGUGACUGAAUAGGAAAAAAAUAAUGAGUUUGGAGACUUCAAAUAAAAUUGAUGCUCAGAGUUUCAAAGUGAGCCACCAGUACCAAACCCAAUGCUUACUCGUAACUUCUCUUCCAAAAUGUGUAGCACAGCUGUGAAAGUGAACAUUAGGAAUGUGUACUACCUUAGCUGUUAUCCCUACUCUCAAAAUUGUAGUGUAUUUGGGUUAUUUGUGUGUUGUACGAUGUAAAAACAAUGAAUGGAUGUUCCUGAUGCCUUUAGUGCUUUUCUGGACCUCGCCCAUGGACGGAUGACGCAGCUGUUGUGUGGUGAGCCAUUUGGAAAGAUGUGUCUGUGUUUUUGAAGGUUUCAAUGUAUAUAUGACUUUUGGACAAACCUAAACUCUCCCCAUGAAUUCUCUUUUUCUCUGUAUCUCUGUUACAAACAUAGUGUGAUAAUAUCAAAUAGUAAGGAAAACACUCUUAAAUAUACAAAACUUUUUCGGUGUGGAGUACAUUUUUCCAAUCACAGGAACUUCAACUGUUGUGAGAAAUGUUUAUUUUUGUGGCACUGUAUAUGUUAAGAAAUUUUGUUUUAAAAAAUAUAAGGGUUAACGUCCAUAAUAAAUACUUCUCCUUGAAUCUACCUUAUCAAGAAUGAAAAAAUCAUAUGGAAAGAAUUCCAUAUGUAAUCACUGCUAUAUUAAAAUGUAUAUUUUGAUUAUAUUUGACAGGUUUUGCAUCUAAAUUGACCUAUUUAUUCAUUCUUGAUUAAAUGCACUGAAAAGUAAAGGGUCUGUUUCUAUCACGUCCGUGAAAAUGAAAUUAGAGAUGUGCUAUUCAGAUGAUUAUGAAGGCACCCCGAGGUAUAUCUGUAAUUUAAAGAUUACUGCAAAUAUUUUUAUUUUAUUGUGGGUUUUAUGUACAUCUGUUAAUUUAGUAUUUCUUUGUGUGUUCUGUAGACUAGUGUUCUUCCAUCCCUCAACUGAGCUCAAAGUAGGUUUCGUUGUACCAUUGUGAUUAGAAUUUAAACUAAUUCAGAGAAUUGUACUGUACAUAUUGUAUUCUUUAAUUUUUAAUUUGUUGUCAUACUGUAUGUGCUGAUGGCUUGGCUUAAGAUUUUGAUGCAUAAAUGAGGUCACUGUUGAUCAGUGUUGCUAGUGGCUUGGCAGCUCUUUGUAAAAGCAUACUGGGUUGGAAAGGUGUUUUCCUAUUUUUCAAAUUAUUUAAUAGAUGUAUGGUACCAUUUAAAAGUGGUUGUAUCUGAAUUUACUGUGGGGAUAACAUACACUGUAAUGGGGAAAAAUUACCUAAAACCAAUUUCAAAAUGGCAUUUCUUUCUAUUUCAGUUUAAAA
Molecule: messenger RNA, 5262 nt
Organism: Panthera uncia (snow leopard)
Lineage: Eukaryota; Metazoa; Chordata; Mammalia; Carnivora; Felidae
Gene: SNAP91
Product: synaptosome associated protein 91
Exons: 29
Coding region: 1194-3908 (904 amino acids)
Biological process (GO): clathrin coat assembly; synaptic vesicle budding from presynaptic endocytic zone membrane; clathrin-dependent endocytosis
Cellular component (GO): synaptic vesicle; clathrin-coated pit; clathrin-coated vesicle
Molecular function (GO): SNARE binding; 1-phosphatidylinositol binding; clathrin heavy chain binding
Source: RefSeq, a predicted model, not a curated record